Molecule: messenger RNA, 1008 nt
Organism: Penicillium lagena
Lineage: Eukaryota; Fungi; Ascomycota; Eurotiomycetes; Eurotiales; Aspergillaceae
Product: NAD(P)-dependent alcohol dehydrogenase
Exons: 2
Coding region: 1-1008 (335 amino acids)
Molecular function (GO): oxidoreductase activity
Source: RefSeq, a predicted model, not a curated record
AUGGCGUCCGCUACAACACUGCCAGACACCGGCUUUGCCUGGCAGUACACGGACACCAGCCACGGCAUCGAGUCGCACCUCGUUUUCGACGCCUCAGUGCCAAUCCCAAAGGCCAAACGGCAGACACCCUCGACGCUUGUCCGCGUGCUAGCCGCGUCGCUGAACCCCAGCGACUACAAAGUGCCAGAACUUGCCUUCGCGGGUCGGCUGGUGAUGGGCCCGCCGCCCAUCACCCCGGGCAAAGACUUCGUCGGUCGCAUUGUCGACACCACGGCCCCCGGUUUCCAGGCUGGCGAUCUCGUCGUUGGUACGACCUGGAACGGUGCGCUGGCCGAGUACGUGCGCGUGCCUACUGGGCCCCUAAGUCAUAAUGCGCUCGUCAAGGUUCCCCCCAAGCUGGCAGCCGCCGUGGAGGCAGACCCGCGCCUCCUCGCUGAGCUCCCUGCACUAGCGGGCGCAGCGCUUGGCGGCGUCGGAACCUUCACCGUGCAGCUUGCCAAGAUCAUGGGCGCGAGCCGUGUUGUGAGCAGCUCGAGUGCGCGCAACCUCGAGCUCUUGCGCAGCCUCGGUGCAGACGAGGUUGUCGAUUACACAGCGGGAGAUUUAGCCCAGUCCAUCGAGGCCCUGACCGAGGGCGAGGGCAAGGACAAGUUCGAUCUCGUCCUCGACGUGGCGGGGAAGGACCUCGAGCUCUACUUCCAGGCCGACAAAUUCCUCAAGGAGGGCGGGCGCUACGUGCUCGUCGGCGCGCCGACAUGGGGCGACACCUGUGUCCUACUCAAGAUAGCGCUCUUGCCCGCGUUCCUCGGUGGCGGAAAGCGGAAGUUUGAGUUCCUCCGCUUCAAGGCCGAAUCCGAGGCUCUGUCGAAUUUGCUUGGUUGGGCAGAAGAGGGCAAGCUGAAAGUCGUUGUGGACGAAAUUUUCCCCAAGGAAGAAGCCGUUGCUGCGUUUAAGAAACUGAGGGCAGGGCAUGCAAGGGGUAAGAUUCUUAUUUCCAUCGCUAAUUGA